UGGCCUAACGGCAAGGCACCUGGUUUGGGACCAGGGGAGUAUCUAUUAAAGAAAUUAGAACAGGAAAAGCAGCAAAUAAAGCAGGAAUUUCGAGAGCAAUUACAAGCCAAAGACCAAAGAAUUAAAGAUUUAGAAAGACAAUUAAAUAAGUCCACCGGAGAAAAAGAAAUCCAAACUGAGCCAAUAAUUAAAUCUAAUCAAGAAACUCAGACCGAAUUGAAUGAACAAAAACCUAAAAGAGAGUUACAGUUGGUAAAAUUAGAAAUGGAAUCGGAUGAGUCAGAGGAAGAAACUGUUUCAGUAAUAUUGAAAAAUUAG
This is a messenger RNA of Ambispora gerdemannii, 318 nucleotides long. NCBI's taxonomy places the organism in Eukaryota, Fungi, Glomeromycota, Glomeromycetes, Archaeosporales, Ambisporaceae. The record is from the annotation of a GenBank genome assembly.